AUGGCAACUCUGGGAAACGUGGAGCAUUUCAAUCCAAAUAAUCCGGGUGCGUGGGACGCUUACAAGGAAAGAGUAGGAUUAUUCUUAAAGGCGAACAAUAUAACAGAAGAUGACAGGAAGCAAGCUGUUUUCUUAAGCAUUUGCGGGGCAGCAACGUACGACAUAUUGCGUUCGCUGAUCUCCCCGGCAAAAGUAAGCGACGCGUCGUACGAAAACGUAAUUAAAACAUUGUCAGAACAUUUUUCCCCUGGAACGUCUGAAAUAGUGGCUCGCUUUAAAUUCUACCGAAGAAAUCAACAGGUGGGUGAAACAAUUUCCGUUUAUGUAAAAGAACUGCGAAAGUUAGCGGAAGAGUGCGGGUUUGGAUCGUCAUUGGAUACGAUGUUGCGCGAUCGUCUCGUGUGCGGGGUUAACGACGAAGCUCUUCAGAAGCGCCUGUUGGCGGAAUCAAAAAUUACGUUCAAAAAGGCCCUAGAAAUGAGCGUCGCACACGAAGUUGCAGCCGAAGGCAUCGCCGUUCUUAAACAAACACAGACAGACGGCGCGAAGAACGUAAACACUAUUAAUUCGUCGAAACCCUACAAUAAACAAGGAUCGAAAAUCAAAGGGUCUAGAAAAUGUUUUCGAUGCGACGAUAAACACUCGCCGGACACGUGCAAGCAUAAAAACGCUUUAUGCCGUUAUUGCGAGAAAAAAGGACACAUCGAACGAGCCUGUUUUAAAAAGAAAAAAACGGAGUCAAACGCAAAUAAGGUAAUACAAAUAACGUCCGAAGACAAAGAGGAAGACGGAGAUUCUUAUCUGUAUCCCUUGAAUAACGUCUCGAGCGACAAAUUAAACGAAAAGUUUGUUGUGGAGAUUUCCUUGAACGGAAAAAGAAGAACUAUGGAAAUAGACAGCGGGGCCGCGUAUACAGUUAUCGGUAAAAACACUUUCGAACAAUUGUACGGAAACAAUCCUCCAAAGUUAACAAAACCAGAAAUUACGUUAAGAGAUUAUCAAAGUCGGGUUGUGGUAAUAUUGGGACAGUGCGAAAUACCUGUGCGCUUUAAAGACAUAAAAACGAAAUUGCCGGUUAUCGUGGUGGCGUCUAAUCGAGCUAAUCUUCUGGGAAGAAAUUGGUUCGCGCCUCUUGGGUUGAACAUUAGCGGAAUUAACCAUAUUUCGGGGUCGUGCGUCGGAAGUGCGUUUCUGGAAGAAUUUCCUGAAGUCUUCGACGAGAAAAUAGGCACUUAUCGUGGACCUCCUGUAUCAUUUGUUUUGAAUCCGAGCGUACAGCCAACGGUGUUAAAACCUAGAAAAGUUCCGUUCGCGUUGCGCGAUAAGGUCGACCAAGAACUUGAUCGUCUAGUGCAGCAGGGAGUUUUGGAACCGGUGGCGCAUCCGAAGUGGGGAACACCAAUAGUUAUUGUAUCAAAAAACGACCAUGAAAUCCGAAUUUGUGGUGAUUAUAGGAGUACAAUAAAUCGUGCGUUAACAACAAACAAUUAUCCAGUACCGGUUGUACAAGACAUUCUUUCCGAGUUAUCCGGCGGGAAAGUGUUCGCUAAAUUGGACAUGGCACACGCUUAUUUACAAUUAAGUGUGGAUAACGACGCCGCGGAUGCACAGACAAUUGUAACUUAUAAAGGAGCGUUUAGGUGCAAGAAAUUACAAUUCGGGGUAUCAAUAGCUCCACAAGUGUUCCAACAAUUUAUUGACAAUAGAUUGCGCGGAAUUUCGGGCGUGAUUCCAUAUUUUGACGAUAUCUUAAUAGUCGGAAAGUCUGAUACAGAUCUCGAAGCAAAGGUGCGUGCGGUUCUUCUGCGAUUUAAAGAAGACGGACUUCGAUUAAAAAAGAGAAAGUGUGUUUUCCGUACGGAAUGUUUAAAUUUCCUGGGGUUUCACAUAAGUGCGGCCGGGGUUCGUCCCACUAAAGACAAAAUAAACGCUAUCGUGAAUACGCCGGCUCCUGCGAACAAAACAGAAUUACAAGCAUUCCUAGGUCUUGUAACCUUCUAUCACAGUUUUAUCAAAGACAAAGCUUCAAUAGCCGAAGCCCUACACAAAUUACUCCAUAAAGACGUUGAUUUUAAGUGGGGUGCCGAGCAAAACAAUGCUUUUAAAAAGUUGAAAGACAUCCUCGCGAGUGAACCACUUCUAGUUCACUAUAAUGAGAACAAUCCAUUAAUUUUGACAUGUGACGCAAGUGCGUACGGGGUGGGUUGCGUGUUGAGUCAAUUGCAAUCAUCGGGUCGCGAAGCACCUGUUGCGUACCACAGCAGAACCCUAUCAUCGGCUGAACGCAAUUACGCGCAAAUUGACAAGGAGGCGCUAGCAAUAGUGGUACGUGUCAAAAAAUUCCACAAUUACCUUUAUGGUCGACAUUUUCGUAUAAAAACCGAUCAUAAGCCGUUACUGGGUAUUCUUCGGGCGGAUAAGGCUAUUCCUGAAGUGUUAUCACCACGUUUUGUCAGAUGGGUGAUAAUGUUAUCGGCUUAUUCGUAUGAUCUGUCCUAUACACCAGGGAAAAAGAUUGGCCAUGCGGACGCGCUUAGCCGAUUUCCCAUAAAAGAUACGUCCGGAGAAAAAGAAAAUAUCGCUGAUGUAUUAGUACUAGAAUGUGCUCCAGAACAGAUCCUGACUGCCGACGAGGUGGCACAGGAAACAACCAAAGAUGCAAUUUUGAACAGAAUCCUCCAAUGGGCAAGAAAUGGAUGGCCAAAAAAUAACAAAGACUUCGGUAAUGAAUUUCAGCCAUUUUUAAAAAGAAAACAUGAAAUUUCUUGUUAUCUCGACUGUCUUUUGUGGGGAACCAGAAUAAUUGUUCCAACCGGAGGGAGGAAAAGGGUAACCUUACAUACAGCUCAUCCCGGAAUAGUGCGAAUGAAGGCUUUAGCGAGGUCGUACGUUUGGUGGCCAGGGCUGGAUGACGACAUCGAAAGGUUGGUCAACACUUGCGAAGAGUGCCAACAAACAAGAAACGCUCCGCCUAAAGCGCCUUUACAUCCAUGGGAGUGGGCUAGAGCUCCAUGGUCAAGACUGCAUCUAGAUUUCGCCGGACCUGUAAAGGGGAAAUAUUUCCUCAUCAUAGUGGACGCUUACUCUAAGUGGUUGGAAGUGAGACAGGUGGGAGGACCUUCCACUGCGGAAACAAUAAGGGUUCUACGCGAACUAUUUGCAACACAUGGUAUCCCGGAUGUUUGCGUCUCUGACAAUGGUACAGCUUUCACAUCGAUAGUUGGUAGGUAUAGUCGAUAG
Messenger RNA from Onthophagus taurus, 3240 nucleotides. Lineage: Eukaryota; Metazoa; Arthropoda; Insecta; Coleoptera; Scarabaeidae. The record is from RefSeq and is a predicted model, not a curated record.